Messenger RNA from Anopheles bellator, 1136 nucleotides. RefSeq names its product peroxisomal membrane protein PEX13 (gene Pex13). The transcript is spliced from 4 exons. Gene Ontology annotation, molecular function: protein binding. NCBI's taxonomy places the organism in Eukaryota, Metazoa, Arthropoda, Insecta, Diptera, Culicidae. Bases 93 to 1106 code for a protein of 337 amino acids. The record is from RefSeq and is a predicted model, not a curated record. Gene Ontology annotation, biological process: protein import into peroxisome matrix, docking. Gene Ontology annotation, cellular component: peroxisome; peroxisomal importomer complex; peroxisomal membrane.
GGUACUGUGCAAAGUUCGAAAAGAAAUAACAUUAUCAUCCACCAAACAUCGUAGUGGAAAACUUGAGCUCCGUUUUUACUUGCAGUCGCGCAAUGACUUCUACAAACUUCCGAAACACUACGUUGAAUGAGGAAAGAGUGUUCGGUAGCUUGAUAAACAAUCCCACUGGAGUGCUGCCGACCAGUCUUCCGCCUGCAUUACCACCAAGGCCCCAAUUUUCUGGUGGCGGGGGUGAUAUGAUGUACGGAAAUCGUUAUGGAUUCCCUGCCCAGUCUGGUUUUCAUGGAUACAGUCCGUACGGAGGGUUCUCUUCGAUGGAUUAUUACGGGCACCGUAACUAUGGUGGAUUCAUGGGACAAGGAGGCUACGGCGGCUACGGCAAUCCAGGCGGGUUCAAUUACCCUGAGCACAGGUUCAUUCAGCUUGCGGAGGAAAGCUCACGGCCUGCAUUCCAGAUACUUGAAUCAUUGGUGGGCGCUGUGGGAAAUGUUGCCACGAUGCUCGACUCAACCUUCUUCGCAGUUACAAGCUCAUUCCGUGCGGUGCUAAGCGUAGCAGCCAAUUUGGCACAUUUAAAAGGGACAUUCGCUCAGUUCUGGUCAUCGCUGGCCCUCGUUAGAGCGGCUGUAUGGUUGUACAAAAAGAUUCUAUACAAGCUACGGAUCACGAAAACAGACCCCGCUUUGGAGGCGUUCAAAGAGGCAUUCAAUCUAUCGAAAUCUGUCGAUGGCACAGGAUCGAACACUACGCAAAAACAUUCUUCUUCACUGCUCGCAGCUUUGUUUAUGGGCUUUAUGCUUUCUGUUCCCUAUAUGCUGAUAAAACUGUUCGCACCAAAGAUGAACGAGGACACAAUGUCUGCUGAUCCCAGCCGAUGGGUUAAUCCACUAGAAGUGAACGUGUUGCACAACUUUGAUGCAUCCAAUCCUCAGGAACUGACGAUUCGUGCUGGACAAAUGGUGCUACUGGCUCCGAAGCAAAUUCAGUUGGACAGACAUUUGUUAAACACAGGAUGGGUGCUAGCGGCGGCAAUCGAUCGUAAAUCAACUGGAAUCAUUCCUUUAAACUAUGUGCAAGCUUUGAAGCAAAUGGGAGAGACUCAAUAAGCUCACAGCAAACAUGGUAAGGGUACCGAG